UACAAAAACCUCAACCUUUGCCUCUCUCUCUCUCUCUCUCUCUUAGCUACUAUCUAGUCGUCUCAAAGAUGUCUCUCUUACUCCGAACUUUGCCUCUUCGACAUGCUUCGUUUUCUCUUUUCCUCUCCGCCACGGCCAUAUCCGCUUCAAACGCCGUCGUUUCAUCAUUCCUCGUACCCAAACAGAGAAGCCUACAGCGAAGAAGAACCUUCUGCAAUUCAGCUGCCUCCGUCGUAGUGAAUUCGAAUCCCUCUCCCCCGUCUCUUCUCAAAUGGGUUUCUCGCUCGGGGCUCUGCGGUGAGCUAUCAGUCGACGACGUUGGUAAAAGAGUCCACCUUUGCGGAUGGGUCGCCCUUCACCGAGUCCACGGAGGUCUCACUUUCCUUAACCUUAGAGACCAUACCGGCAUUGUCCAGGUUAGGACGCUUCCGGAUGAGUUUCCUGAGGCUCAUGGCUUGAUCAAUGACAUGAGGCUUGAGUACGUUGUUUCUGUGGAAGGUACUGUUCGUACUAGGCCAAAUGAAUCCAUCAACAAGAAGAUGAAAACUGGAGUCCUUGAGGUAGUUGCAGAGCAUGUUGAAAUAUUGAAUCCUGUGAGGUCAAAGCUUCCCUUCCUAGUUACUACUUCUGACGAGACUAAAGACUCAAUUAAAGAAGACAUUCGCUUAAGAUUCCGAUGUCUUGAUCUACGCCGUCAGCAGAUGAAGAAUAAUAUACUUCUUCGUCAUAAUGUGGUGAAGCUGAUUAGGAGGUAUCUAGAAGACAUGCAUGAGUUUGUUGAGAUUGAAACUCCAAUACUCUCUAGAUCAACACCGGAAGGCGCACGAGAUUAUCUGGUGCCCUCAAGAAUUCAGUCAGGAACAUUCUAUGCUUUGCCACAAAGUCCGCAGCUCUUCAAACAAAUGUUGAUGGUCUCUGGUUUUGACAAAUAUUACCAGAUAGCAAGAUGUUUUAGAGAUGAAGAUCUAAGAGCUGAUAGGCAACCUGAAUUCACUCAGCUUGAUAUGGAAAUGGCUUUCAUGCCUAUGGAGGACAUGCUGAAGCUGAAUGAAGAUCUUAUCCGUAAGGUCUUCUCAGAGAUUAAAGGUAUACAGCUACCUGAUCCAUUCCCAAGAGUGACGUAUGCUGAUGCAAUGGAUCGAUAUGGGUCAGAUAGACCAGAUACAAGAUUUGAUCUUGAGUUGAAAGAUGUGUCAAAUGUUUUCACAGAAUCGUCCUUCAGGGUUUUCACGGAGGCCCUUGAAAGCGGUGGAAUCAUUAAGGUGUUAUGUGUGCCUUCGGGUGCUAAAAAGUAUUCAAACUCGGCUCUCAAAAAAGGAGAUGUUUACAAUGAAGCGAUGAAAUCUGGAGCAAAGGGUCUGCCUUUCUUGAAGGUCUUGGAUAAUGGCGAGCUCGAGGGAGUUGCAGCAUUAGUGUCUAGUUUAGACUCUGAGGGUAAAACAAACUUUGUGAGACAAUGUGGAGCAAAGCCUGGCGAUCUUAUUUUAUUUGGAGUUGGUCCUGCUGCUUCUGUUAAUAAAACCCUCGACAGGUUAAGACUCUUUGUAGCCCAUGACAUGGAUUUGAUCGACCAUUCCAAGCACUCCAUUCUGUGGGUCACAGAUUUCCCAAUGUUCGAGUGGAACGAACCAGAGCAGAGACUUGAGGCAUUACAUCAUCCAUUCACAGCUCCUAGGCCUGAAGAUAUGGAUGACUUACCUUCUGCAAGAGCUCUUGCCUAUGACAUGGUCUAUAAUGGGGUGGAGAUUGGUGGAGGAAGUUUAAGGAUAUAUAAGCGGGAUGUACAAGAAAAGGUUCUAGAGAUCAUCGGCAUCUCAGCUGAAGAGGCUGAAGCAAAGUUCGGAUAUCUUCUGGAGGCUUUUGACAUGGGUGCUCCUCCUCAUGGUGGAAUUGCUUAUGGAUUAGAUAGGAUGGUAAUGAUGCUGGCAGGUGCGAGUUCCAUAAGGGAUGUAAUAGCUUUCCCAAAGACAACCACUGCGCAAUGUGCCCUAACCAGAACUCCCUCGGAAGUCGAUCCAAAGCAGCUCCAAGAUCUCUCCAUCCGCACCAACUAAUAGCUAAUAGCGCUCUCAACACAAUCAUCAUCAUUGUAUCUUUAAUGCUUUAAGAGAAGAUGAGUAAGUAGAGAUGUGGUAAUGGCAUCUCUUUUGUCAAAGCUCUUGUCCACAUCUUCAAGGUGGUUAUUGAUUUUACCGAAAUUUGUAUGGAUAUCACUUUUUUGAAACGAUAUUUGCAGAAGUGUUUUGCGAAACUCGCAAGAAGUGAUUAUAAAAGAUUAAUAUUUUUUCACUCACAAUAA
This is a messenger RNA of Raphanus sativus (radish), 2299 nucleotides long. Its product is annotated as aspartate--tRNA ligase, chloroplastic/mitochondrial. NCBI's taxonomy places the organism in Eukaryota, Viridiplantae, Streptophyta, Magnoliopsida, Brassicales, Brassicaceae. Gene Ontology annotation, molecular function: aspartate-tRNA ligase activity; ATP binding; nucleic acid binding. Gene Ontology annotation, cellular component: cytoplasm. The record is from RefSeq and is a predicted model, not a curated record. The transcript is spliced from 15 exons. Gene Ontology annotation, biological process: aspartyl-tRNA aminoacylation. Bases 69 to 2054 code for a protein of 661 amino acids.